AUGUGGUCUAUCCAACGCUUCUUCUAUGCCUCACACUCCUCGGUUUCUUGCUGGAGGUCGUCCUUUACUGCUUCGACGAAAGUCGUGAGGGCAGGAUAUGGAACACCUCAUGUUGAUCCUUAUUGCCUCGCCGUCUCGGAACUGCGGAAGGAUCAAAGGGAUAACCAGCAGGAAACUGCAAAACUGGCUACCAAUCACUUUGUUUCUGCAAAGACAAUGGCUGUUCUAACUAUCAACAGUCUCCAAAAAGGUGGUGGGAAGUCGUCCAAGUGUGACAACAAGUACCAUUCGGAUAACACACCGGUGGUUGCACUCUCAACGGGUUGGUUCAAUGGCGAAAAGAGGUGUAUGAAGAACAUUACGAUUUAUGGGAACGGAAGGGAAGCGGAUGCUAUGGUUGUUGACGACUGUGAUUCCACAAUGGGAUGUGACAACCACCAUGAUUGUGAUAACAACAUUGUUGACGCGUCCAAAGCUGUUUGGAAGGCUCUGAUAGUGCCUAAGAAGCAAUGGGGCCAACUUGAUGUUUUCUGGUCUGAUGCUACUGCUUGA
Nicotiana attenuata is the source of this 552-nucleotide messenger RNA. RefSeq names its product putative ripening-related protein 2. NCBI's taxonomy places the organism in Eukaryota, Viridiplantae, Streptophyta, Magnoliopsida, Solanales, Solanaceae. The coding region runs from base 1 to 552 and encodes 183 amino acids. The record is from RefSeq and is a predicted model, not a curated record. The transcript is spliced from 2 exons.